AUGGGUAAGGAACCCUUUGUGGUUCCAACGAUUUUGACGCAGUUGGACCUCCCCACAAGGGUGAGGCGCCACUUUGCUUUUUCACAACGUUUUCAAAACAGAGCUUGUAAUGGGGAAGGAUAUGGGUGGAGCCUUUUGUCCGAUGGGUAUUUGCCCUUUACCCAUGAAUUUCUGCUGGUUCUUGCUUUGGCCCCUUGUCUGACUUGUUUGGAGUCUCAUCAAAGGUGGAGCACGAUGACAGCUUUUCUACAAGCUGCUGGGCUGGGCUUGUGUGUAAUGUUGGGUUGCUGGCCUAUUAUCUCUAGUGGAUUUUCGCCAAACUUCUGGAAUGGGCUUUUGCUAAUUUCUUUAGGGCACUCUAUAGAUGUCGGUUGGGCUAAGUAUUUUGGUAGGUUACUUGGUGUCUUCCUAGAGCAUGGGGUCAUUUUCUCUUCUCUCUCAUGCUAA
Messenger RNA from Prunus armeniaca (apricot), 447 nucleotides. The record is from the annotation of a GenBank genome assembly. Lineage: Eukaryota; Viridiplantae; Streptophyta; Magnoliopsida; Rosales; Rosaceae.